Molecule: messenger RNA, 2450 nt
Organism: Mucor mucedo
Lineage: Eukaryota; Fungi; Mucoromycota; Mucoromycetes; Mucorales; Mucoraceae
Exons: 1
Coding region: 225-2399 (724 amino acids)
Biological process (GO): DNA-templated transcription
Molecular function (GO): DNA binding; zinc ion binding
Source: RefSeq, a predicted model, not a curated record
UAAAUAAAUAAAAGAGGCGCAUAGAUACAAUUUUGAAAACCAAAAAAGCUCGAAAGUGGUAUAUGAAAUCUUUUUAAACCAAUAAAAAAAGGUAUCAUGUCUCAUAAUGUAACAUUCAUAUUUAAGUCAAAACCCACUCGCACAGUUUUUCCUUUUUUUUUUUUUUCUAUCUCUCUCUCUCACUUUUUUGUAACUGUUUCUUUUUAUUUCGUCUUCUGUAUGACAUGGCCAAUAAAUCCAAUGCAAAAAGAAAAGGUCAAAAGACUGACGUUGUAUCCCCAGAAAGACAAAGCACAGUGUAUGACGAUAUUGAAUCACUUCAAAUAACCUUUUACGAAAUCGAGUCAUGGAUUGAAAAAACCACUCCCAUGUUAUCUCGCAUGACAAAGGACCUCGAAAAGGCCUCUGGUCAUUUCGACCACAAUAAGCGUAAAAAGAAAUCAAAAGAACUCAUCGAUCAAAAUAUGGAACAACAAUUAAUACAACUUCAGCAACAACAAUUACUUUGGAAGAAGAGUAUUCUCUGUAAAGGUGACACCAUGACUAAUAGUACCAACAACAGCAGUAGCAGUAGUAGCAGUACCAACAAUACCGUUUCGUCAGUAGCAGAAUCGCUGGAUGCCAUGCAAUGGCGACUUUCUUUUCAGCCUGGUAACCUUCUGCGCUUAGAUACCAAUAUAACGAGUGUAGAACAGUUGAUCGAAGCUGUGCAAAGAAUUCGUUUGUUGCAGGCGGAAGAACCCGCCGAAGUGAAUGGUGAACACACCGAGGAAGAAGAGAUGAGUCUUGACCUGUGCAACUCACCUGCCUCUUCUGCCACUUCUCAGCCCGACGUGUCUUAUGUUGAAUAUUGGUUUACAGCGCUUGGACGACGACCCAAGAUUUGCCUAGAGAAUUACAAGCACUGUCGAAUGAACUUGAACGGAUUGACCAAGAAUAUCUCACCACAAGCAUUGAACUACAUUGGCCAAGUCUCUUGGGACUGCCUGCAUCCAAAGUUCUCGCUCGAUUGGAGUGCGUUUUGGGAUCGAGAGGGAGAUGCUAAGCGAAACCAAGUAUGUAUUGAUUCAGGGCUUGCCACCAUUUUCCUACACGUGAUGCGUCACGACAAGGACAUUUGUGAUAACGCGGAACAAAUUGCUGGCUUUUAUUACGACCGUGCUCGAGAUGCAUUAAUGGAAUUUUUUGACGAUCCACCCGACUGUGCAACCAUCGAAUCCCUCUUGAACUUGUCCACUUUUUGCAUCGUCUGUAAAAGAUAUUCUCAGGCUCGUAUUUAUAUUGGACUGGCGCUGCACAUGAUUGUAGAUUGCGGUAUCCAUCGACCCGAGGAGUUGGACGAUAUCUUGACUCAGAAAAAGUACUAUGAAUUAUUACUUGUCUUGUACGCCAACGAUUUCAAUCUCGCUGUCUUUAUUGGUGAACCCACUUUGGUCGCUGGCACAGAGAUCAAUGUCAAUUUCUACAACCUCGUCACCAUCAAUGAACAAUUACUUGAAAUGAACAAGACGGAUGAAAAGUACAACUUUGAUAAUAAUAAGGCCAUCGUCAAACAACUUUAUUCGGUUUAUAUGGUCGAAUUAGGCAAGAUCAGUGCCGAUAUACUCGCCUUAAUCACCCGUGGUGCCUCCAAAAAGCAAUUGCUGGCUCAAGAAAAGCUUUUAACCCAAUGGCGACAACGUUUACCUGACUCGCUCAGACCUGAAUCGCAUGACUACGAGUUCCAUCAACGUAUAAAGUCCGAAAAGGAAAAGGCAACCGUGAAAGAUAUCACGUCGGUCGUGGACGCCGAGACCUUGGAAGCACAAGCAUCGCUGAUGUUGAAUAUCCAGUACGAAGCACAAUGGAUGAUUUUACAUAAAGCUGUACUCACUAGCAUCCGCAGUGCUAGCCCGAUACCCACACAAUUAGAGGAAGAAACAAGGUCGAGUAACAUAUGCUCAAAUGCAGCAGAUACCGUAGUCACGAUGGCAGAAAUCGUAUCCAGAUGCUUUGGAUGGUGUGUCUGCCAACAGUUCGUCACAUGCAUCUAUCACGCAUCCACCGUGUAUUGUGGACAAGCCCUUGUCAAAGAUAAUGUCGAAUUAAGAAAUAAGGCAAAAGAAAUGAUCCAUCGUAUUAUGCGUAUAUUAGACACGGGUGGCGCCAAUCAUGAAGGAUUUCCCGACGAUAUGACUGAAUGUCUUUGUGAAUUCUUGACUAACCAUGGCAUGCAUAAUGAUAAUGUCGAGUGUUCAUGUAGUGUUAUCGAUGAUAUAUCAGCCAUUUCCACAGGCAUCGUACCCACUCUGGGUCCAUUAGAUGGUGUAGGCAUGAUCAACAAUAGAUUGCUUCCUCCAACACAUAAACAUUUAAAGAAAUUGAAGCAUCUAUCAAGUAUGGUCAUCCACGAUCCAUAACAAAUGUACAUCUCCUCUCCCCUCAUUGUAAUAACACACACACUUCUUUUU